Messenger RNA from Anisakis simplex (herring worm), 264 nucleotides. The record is from the annotation of a GenBank genome assembly. NCBI's taxonomy places the organism in Eukaryota, Metazoa, Nematoda, Chromadorea, Rhabditida, Anisakidae.
AUGGUGUUCGUUAAAACAAUAUUUUUGGUGGUUGCUUGGGGUCUACUGCACGGUUUGAUCGUUCUACCGGCUUUCUUGGGUUCUUUGCCGAAAUGUUUAACAGACGCGAAUUGCUAUCGAACAUUCUUGUCAACGAGCAGUCAACGAUCAUGCCGAUACGUUGGCACUGCAACAUCAUCAACUGAACAUCCUUCAGAUGCUCUUCAAGUUGAUGACGACGACGAUGAGGCCGAAGUAUAUGAACCUCAUUUGACCAGUGUUUAA